GAUCGCUAUAGGGCACAGUCGUAUGUCAAUGGUUUAAGGAACAGCAGUAACAUCAGGCAGGAUUUAGGCUACCACCUGCCUAGCCAGUUGUAGCUCAAUCUUGGGUGUGUUGAUAAAAGGAUAUGUAGAAGGGUGAGCCGGUUAAGGAUCGAUUCAGACAAGGUGGUAGAUUGUACGACAGGUUUAUUCAGAGUAAAGAUAUCUGGUACAGCGUAUAUACGGGCCCCUCUGUUAGCUCAUCAGAGACUAGCAGAAAGGAACCUUGCUAACAGGGAGUUGUGGCCGAACUGCCGGCUAGCACCUGUGGCUAGGAGUAUCCUGUUGUGACAGUGUUCUGGAUGAUCUAAGUGUGAACCCUUUCCUGUGGAGAGACCACUGUUUCUCAGAACCCCCUGUUUGUUUUUCUACGAAGGAGAAAGGCCCUAACAUGGCAUUGGUCUUCAGCUUGUCCACUCUCAUGUUUCUCAUCACUGGGACUGAGACAUGCAAAAGUCUAAGUCAGGGCCCAGAGUUGAAGCAGGUCAUCCAGGUGGACUCUGGGAAGGAUGCAGUCCUAGAGUGCUCUGUGAACUUCAAUGGGAUAUCUCCUGGUAAUGUAAACAUAGAGAAGGUCGUGUGGUGGAGGCUGGACCAGAAUGGUCUUCACAGAGGUGGACCUGUGUUCAUAUACAACCUAUCCAAUCAACAAUCAUCCAAUCCCAGGAUGCCACUGAGCCCAAAAUAUCAGCUUCCCAUACCACCUGCCAAUGAGAAAGACAAAGUUGUGUCCCUGUUGGUCAAAGAAACCCAGCCUGAAGACGAGGGUCUGUAUAGGUGUGUGGUGAACACUAACAGUGGAAACACAAAUUGUAACUUCAUGCUGAAUGUCACAGUGUUACAGUACGACACCAGCACUGAAAAUGCUGCGAAUCAACAGGAGAUUCCAAAGAACAGUUACAUGAAUGUGGCUGCUGUAUGUGUGGUAGUAGGCUCUCUUGCCAUUGGACUGCUGCUUCUCAAGCUGUUUCAAGCCAGAAGACUCAGACAAGGCGGGACGGCCAAGGGUACUCUGUACGGAGAACCAUCCGCCCCCCUUAGACGGUGCCAGCAGCCGCUCCUCUUCCCCAAAAACAAUGAGACAGACGAGGUCAUCACCUCCAUCAACGUUCCUUUAGGGGUUGAGGAGUGCCAGCAGGCAAGCAAUGGAGACUGCCCCGAGGAACCUGAAGAGAAGGAGCAGAAGGAGGAGGCACCACAGCCCUCUGCCCCCUCGGGAGCUGCCGCCAACGCAGCCGCCCCCUCCGGCCGAAGAAACCCCCCAGGGGGCAUGUCCAGCCUCAUCCUGGGUUGAGGUCUGGUUUUGUUGGAACGUUUUUAUUUUUGAAAGAAUUGCCCCCAUUUCCCCCUUCCCCACCUCAGUCCCACUGUUCUUCCCCACUGUCUAAUACAAUCCACCACGUCCCCUCUGAGCCAUGGAAUUUUCCCCCCUACCUGCCAACCCCCUCAUGUUUUUACUUUUUUUUCUAAUUAAAGAGAACCGUUGACAGAAGCACUUUAUGUAUCUCUUUUUCCCCUCCCCCCAUGUCAGUCCAUUCUGUAGUGUGCCUAUAUUGCGCCUGAUGAAAAAGGCAUGUUUUUGCUUGUCUCAUUCUCGCCCUGUUGCAAAUGUUAAAGAAAAGUAUUAAAAAAAGAUUUGUUGCGUGAAUUUCUAAAUACAAUAAAGAUUGAUAUGAAUUUGUU
Molecule: messenger RNA, 1719 nt
Organism: Oncorhynchus gorbuscha (pink salmon)
Lineage: Eukaryota; Metazoa; Chordata; Actinopteri; Salmoniformes; Salmonidae
Exons: 8
Coding region: 428-1330 (300 amino acids)
Source: RefSeq, a predicted model, not a curated record